Molecule: messenger RNA, 17419 nt
Organism: Pocillopora meandrina
Lineage: Eukaryota; Metazoa; Cnidaria; Anthozoa; Scleractinia; Pocilloporidae
Source: the annotation of a GenBank genome assembly
AUGGCGGCUGUGCAAGACCAAAACAGCGCUCUUCCAGACUUGAAGAAUUUAACCUCUUGCAACUUCGGUAAAUUGUCACAACAACAAAAUAAGGUACUGAUAAAUUUAUUUUUAUCAAUUUAUUUUUGACCUUGGCUAUAAAAAUUUUUAUUCUGCGAAUUAUUUCACUCUCUAGAUACUACAAGAUCUUGUCAGCCCGCACAUAAGGUCGUUCAACUUCAUGCUGGAAGAAGGGCUUUCUCUUGCCGUUCAGGUGCGAAACUCUCUUUCUUGGGUGUCUUUUACGGGUAUUUUUAAAAUAGAUGUACAUCUUUAAAUCGCAAUAUUUAACGCUUCUCGUUCUUUUUCUAGGCCAUACAUCCACAAGAGUUCUUGCUUGCAGAUGGACAGAGAACCACGAUAUACUUCACCGUAAGUUUUCUCAAGUUUUAAGCUUUUUGUUCCAAUGGCCUCAUUAUCAAGUGAUCGAUGAAUUGGACAACAGGUUGUUCUACUUACUGAGGAACGGAUUGCAUGAGUGCAUGCCCGGCUAACUGAUGGGCUUAAACCCCCUGACUGAUACGCUGGCUUACAAUAGUCAACUCAUUUAAUGAACGGCUUAUUGCAGCCUAUAAACCAAUUGAUGAAGUAAUUUUUUACCAACUGAUUGGCUGACUAAGUGACUGACUGACUUGACCCAUCUUAGUAAUCCCCUCUGCCAAGGUAUCAAAUUUGAUGUUUCAGGAAGCUUGAUGAAAAGACAGCACUUUGCUCUGAUGAAUAAAUUGUUCCUUUCAUUUUUAGCCAUGUAUUUUUCACUUACAACAUGAGAAAGUACUUUUGCCUGAACUUUUUGCAAGUGUAGGUCAAGAUCUAACAUUUAAAAUUGCUGUGUCCCUGUUGCACGACCAUACAACCAGUGUUGCUUUGUGUCAGUGGCAAAAAAGAACUUAUGAUUUCAGGAUGACAACAAGUUAAGGUUCAAUUGGUUCCUACAGUGAUACUGAUAUUGAUCCAAAAGAAAACAAUGCUUAAUUGGAUGCCAACUUACAUGCCUCACAGAUGAAGUUGUUCCCUUCUGAGGUGAGCCUCUUGGCAAGAAUUACAAAAAGAUAAAUAGAUACUUUAAAUUUCCCUAAUAAUCAUUCCUAUGGUGUCUCUGCAUCCACUGUUUCUCAGACAAAUGUGAUUGAAGAGGGUUGGAUUUGAUUUUAGAGAAUGUAGAUGAUGAAACAAAACUCAAAAUUAAGAGGAGAACUUACAACAAACUCAGUCAACAAAUAACAACAUGCAAUGUCAGUAGGGCAAAGGUUUUUAGCUUCUCUUACCACUGAAUCACAUCAGAGAUUGCCUCUAUUUAAGGCACUGUUAUUUUAGGUUGGAAUCAACCACAUGUUUUUUAUUAUUAUUCUUAAGUAACUGAGUUUAUUUUGCAUUCAUGUCAUAGACAGUUUUACUUUAAUUUUUGACAAUGAUUUUGUUUGAUCUUAGUGUAGAGAGCGGGGGGUUACAUACAAAGCAAAACUCCAGGUUACUCUGCAAUGGAAAAUUAACAACCAGCUGCAAGGAAGUGUUUCAAAGGUCAUUGCUAGUAUACCAAUGAUGGUCAAGGUAAGGUGUGAUCUUUUCUCCUUUAUUGCAGAAACAGCUGUUGCUGUGUAUACUCUCCUCUAAAUUUACUUGACACCAGUAUUUGUUGCCUUUUAUUGCUAUUAUUAUAAGUUCCUAUCUUCAUUGUGAUUGUAAUGAAAAAGUUGUCUUACUCCAGACUAACAAAUAUCUGGUUGUAGAAUGGAUUAAGUCAGUGGACAAUCAAAGUAAAGUUGAUAAUCAAGUUAAAUUCAAUGAUGGUAUUUUUCAUUUCAUUGUUAUUGUGGAUUAAGAGAAUCUGGUUCUCUCAGAGUUAGCCCUUAAAUGACUUUGCUAUGAUCUGCUGAAUGAGUUGGGACAGUAGCUUCCCUAGAAAGUUUACUCUCAAAAAUGUUAUUUCAGAGUCAUUAUGAUUUUAUAACCUUAACAUAAUCUUCCUGAAUGCUGAUUUUGUGGUCAUUCUUUUCAGUCUAACCACUGCUCCCUAGCAAAGCUUUCACCUCAGGAACUGGUUCAGAAACACGAGGAGGCAGAGGUAGAAUCAUGUUAGAACUAUACAAGAGGACAAAUCAGAAUAUAUUUUAACAGUUCUUAGUGUUAUGCAAACAAUCACAACACAAGUUAUUACUUCAAUAAGCCGUCAAGAACUCCAAGUAAAAACGCAAACUGCUCAAAGCACUGACAAAGACACUUUAUUUGUUGAGUGGAAGGUGGAAGGUUUCUAGACUGAUAUCAGAGCAAAGAAAAGAACAACUGAAGCAAGCUAUAAUUGCUUUCUUCAUUUAAUUGAAAAUUGAAGAUAACAUCAGAUCUGAUUUCUGUCUGUCUCUCAAGAUUUCUGUCCUAGUUUAGCACCACCUUUCCUUAGAAAAUGCUAGCCACUGUUCUUCUCUGUUUAAGUAAUGUGAUGUAGUUUUUGUCAGUAUUAGGAUUAAGCAGUAAUGUUGGACAGAGUCAGAGUUUUGUAUUCUAUUUCUGCAGGAAGCUGGAGGUUAUUUCAUAGUCAAUGGAAUUGAAAAAAUUAUAAGAAUGCUCAUCCUUCCUAGAAGAAACUUUGUAAGUUUUGCUGUUGAUGCCCGUUAACCAACAAAAUUUAUACAUCACCUGGUUUAUUCCUUGAGUGUCUGUUAACUACUUGUUGUUUCUUUGAAAACCAAUACAACAUAUCAGAGACAAUAUUAGUAGACUGCUAAUUAAAAAUUGAAUAAAACCAAAUAAAACCUAACUCAUAACAUUUUCAAUGACGUCUGUUUUUUUUAGCCAGUAGCUGUUCAAAGACCAUCAUGGAAGACAAGGGGCACCAUGUACACAGAAUAUGGCAUUCAGAUGAGAUCAGUCAGGAAGGACCAAACAGCUAUGGUAAAAAGUUUGCCAAUAUCUCUUUCCUCAUCAAUUGAAUAACAUCACCUCACUUAAUAAAGUGUUAAGUAUAAUAUCUCUCAAGAGGAAAAUCUGUGAGUUGCAAAAACACAGACAGUGCAGGGCUUCAAGUUCAACUCUUUCAAGAUCACCCUUUGGUGACUUAAAAUUCCAUUAUGGCUACCAGAAAUAAACUUUUAGCUACCACAAAAAAAGUUUUACAGUUUGCUAUGUAACCUUACCAUGCAGGUUGCCAAAUUGGCAACUUUUCUUACAGAUUUUGCAGAAAAAUAUUCUUUUACAUUUACAAUCUUACUAAUCCCUUUGGAUUCGCUUUUUUGAUGGCAAAAACUGUGAGUACAUUUGCGUGGUGUGUCACAUACAUAAUACUUGUAUGUAAUUGUUAUGGUGGAAUUAGUGUGAACUCCCCAGGAAAAAUACAUUCAAGACAAUGUGGUGGCACUAAGUGUUGGUCUAACAAAUAAGGAAACCUGCAUGUUUCCAAGGAAGAUUUCUUUAUAUACAGGGCCAAGCCCAAUUUUUAUUGUCUUUUUAAGUUGCUAACAUAUGCAGUUUUCAAAGAACUAAUCAUUGUUUUUAUGCUGGUAUUUUUUAGAAUAUGAUUCUCCAUUAUCUUUCUGAUGGAAGUAUUGUGAUAGCUAUUUCCUAUGAGAAAGAAUUGUUUUAUGUUCCACUGGUUUUCAUUCUCAAAGUGAGUGUUUAACUUAUCUGUAUGUAUCAUGUUGUUGGUUAUGCAUCUGUAGCAAAGGGAUUGAUUUAGUGAAUAGUUUUUUUCCUUUGUCUUUUUUUUCCACAUGUAAGGCCUUAGUUAAAAUAACAGAUCAACAAAUCUACCGUCAUCUGGUGGCUGGAGAAGAAGAGAACAGCUUCCUUAAAGAGUAAGUAUCUUUCUUGUACUGAGAUCUAUCUGAUCAAGCUUGGUGUCAACAUCACAAGAUAUUAGCCUUGCAAGUUUUUCUUUAAUGAGUUAAAUUCUAAACUUGUAGAGUCUCUUUAUAAUUCUACACCAGAAGUUAUCUAAAUUUGUGUUUAUCUCUUAGAAAGAAAUGUUUGUUCUCCCUCACAUUUUCUUUACUCUUUUGAAACUUAGCUGUAUAGCCACAAUGCUCAGAUCUGCCCAAUUACAGGGAGCUACUACUCAACAGGCUGUGCUCAAAUUUAUUGGUAAGAAACAACCCCAUGAAAUCCUUAGUAAGUUUCCACAUUGUGUAUCAUGAAACUUGGAAAUCUAAUAAUGAUCUCUAUGACCAUCAAUGAUGAAAGUGCUCAUAAAGAUAUUUUAGAUUGUAUUAAAAAUGAUCAAUAAAGAUAAAAUUAUAAUUCCCUCCUUGCCAGCUCUGAUAGAGAACUCCCAGUUCUGCAGCACUUACAUCUGAGCAUGGUUCGGAUUUCAUUUCACUUUUCAAAAAUACAGUUUUAGAUGCAACUUAUUGAUGAUUUGUAAAAUGAAGAAGGCAAAUUUUCACUCCAUAGGCAAGAGGGUAAGCAUCCUGGUCAUUUUUAUAUUGUAGACUUACCUCUCCCUCAGUUUGCACCUACACUCACACACACACACACACACAAAAAAAAAAACAACAACAACAACAACAACAAAGAUACUGCAGAUUUUUGCAAAGGUGAAUCUUAAUUGGGAGACUGAAGUUCUUUUGAAAAAGCUACUCUACACCCUAGCACAUUUAUUUUUUUGUUUGUCUGAUUUACAUUUGUGCAAAUAGGUGAAAGAUUCAGAGUCAAGAUGAGGUUACCAGACUGGUACUCUGAUGAAGCUGUAGCUCAAUUUGUUCUCCAGUAAGUGGUCUUUGUGGUGUUAGUGCCUUGUGUAGAGUUUGUAUGGGUAUAACAGAGACUAGAAAGUUGUAGAAAACAUCAUCAUAUUUAAACAAAAGGUGACAGGAAGUCAUUGCUUGUUAAGAUAUGACUUAAAGAACUUGAACCAUGUCGUUGUUCUUAUUAUUAUUAUGUUGUUACCAGUUGAGGUUUUCAAUGUGUCAGCUUAGAAAUAAAGUUUCUAUUUGAUGCGUGGCAAGUGAUGCAGUAGCCAGUGAUUAGUGGCAUUAUUGCAUGUAUAAUUAUUAAGCUCAAUGGAUUUUUAGCAUUAUGUCCUGUUUGGAGAGUUAUCCUACCAAUGUUAGUUACAAGGGUUUGGUGUUCUUUUUGUUGUUCAUCUACAGUAAUGGCAAGUGUCCACGAGCGAGGGCCUUUGAGGAUAAACUCAGAAAUAAUGAUCAGCAUUUGAGAAAGCUGAUGCACCUUGUAAAUACAAUUUUGGAUGGGUUAUGUAACAAAUCUGUUGUGUGCACUUAAUUUAGGCAAUUUCAUUUUACUCCUCAGAAACUGUGUUUGUGUUCACCUGAAUGCAGAUGUAGAUAAGUUUAAUUUAAUGAUGUAAGUAUGAAGGAUUUCUGUUUGAAAGAAAGUUGUUUCCCAGAUUUUCAAGUUGUGCUGAAUUGUGAACUUGCAAUGUGAUACAAUUUCUUCUUUUUGAUUCCCAUAACUCUUUGUUUUACAGUUUCAUGGCAAGGAAGCUGUAUGCAUUUGCUCUAGAAAAGUGUGCAACAGAAAGUGCAGAUAAUCCAAUGAUGCAAGAAGUACUUCUUGGUGGACAUUUGUAUCUUAUGACCUUAAAGGUAAUAUGCUGCAUGAGAACCUUUUUUUGGUUUGGAAAAAGUCUGCAAUGAAAGCAGUUUGUUAUCUACCAGGUGAUGUAAUGUAUCAAAUGAGAUCUGAAUCAUCAGUUACUCCAGUUCCUUCUCCCUUAAGUAUAAAUUGCUGCUGCAGUCUUCAAAGGUGAAGUAUACUUCAAAAAUUCUAGCAACAGAGAGCUGGAACUGUGACAAGACUCCUUGUUAUGGAAUUCAAUGUUAGUGACUGUUUUAGUUAGAUUACAGUGACUGCUAAGUAAACUUGCAAUUUUUUUUGAAUGGAUGUGGUUCUCUUCAUGCUUUGUUGUUCUGCAUUACAAUUUGAUUGCAUGGUGUUCAGCUUACCGAUUACCUUACCAUAAUAAUUUAAUUCCAGGAUCUAGAAAAGGGACUCUUAUAUUUAUUUCAUUAGUGACCACUAAUUGUAGAAAGGCAUUUUGCUGUUCCAUGCUGUAUACAGCCUACCCUUAAGUGAUGUUCAUAUUUAUGGUGCACAUUGCUUAUUAACCCUUUGACUUCUAAGAGUGACUAGCAACUAAUUUCUCCCUACAAUAUCACCCCCAAAUUACAUAUUAAGUUCAUGAGAAUUAAAGAAAUUAUCACAACUAAUGAAGCUCUUGAUUGUCAAACAAAUUCUUUUUGUCAGCACCUUAGGAAAUGUAUAGAGAACAGUAUGGAGAAUAUGCAUACUGAUGUUAGGGUGUAAUGGGUUGAUAGCUGUUUCAUGUACAAGACAGUGUAACAUUCAGUGACAAUAAAGAUAGAAUUGUAACAUGUCUGUAUCUGCAGGAAAAGCUGGAGGUCUGGCUGUAUAGUGUGCGGGCCAAUAUUGAAAAGGAUAUGACAAAGAAACAAAGUUAUAGUUUAAAUACAGGUGAGAAGUGAAUAUAGCAAUACUGCAUUAAUUCCUCAGCUCAAAAUUUAUGAAGUGUGUUAAAAAAGUCUUGAAAAAAAGUAAUGAUUAGGUACCAAAGAUGUGAAGAAAUUGUUAGAUUAGUUAUUUGUUGUUUUUUUUUAAUAAGAUUAACUAUUGUAGAAAAGGAUACUUCCUGACCUCAGAUAUGAAAAGUGUAGCGUUGGUCAUAGUUUUACUGUUUUUGUUUUGUUAUCUUCACUUUUGCUUUACAUUUUGGUUUCUGGCAGUGGACCAGGUGAAAGUUCUGUAGCAUAUAUUUCUAUAAGACUCAUCUUGCACACUGUCUUUCAUAUUUUUAUGCAGCUAGUUUACUACAGGCAAUGUCACGUAGCACUAACAUCUCACACCAAAUGGAAUAUCUCCUUGCUACUGGUAAUCUAGUGUCAAGAUCAGGCCUUGGUCUUAUGCAGGUUAGCUCUUUACCUCUUGUUUUUCCAAUAUACUUUACUUUAUUUAGUUUUUACUCUCUUCUUGUUUUUAUGUCAGUCAAGCAACCCCCGACUUCAGCCUCUUUCCCUCAUUUCCUUUUCUAUGGUUUUCUUCCAAGUUUUCUUAGGACAGCCUCUCUUUGGUAGGGAGUUCAUCAUAGAGUACUUCUGUACAGGGCUGAUGGUGUUCUUUUGGAACACAUGGCUGUUUUUAAAACAAAGAUUGCCUUAUUCAGUUUUUACCCUCUCUCUUCAGGACCUCCUUCUCUUGUUCCUUGUGCCUUAUGAACAUCCCGGCAAAUUAAAGUUCGGUUUAUUUAAUCCUGCAACAGCAUACAUUUCACAUUUUCAUAUGAUUGAUUCAUUAGAAGAUUCACGUGCAGAGACUUCAUCAUCAUGUUUGACUGUCAUUAAGGAGAGAAUUGUUUUAAAGUUUUUCAAACACUCCCAAAAGACUAAAGAUCACCAUAAAACGUUCCAAAGUUGAUCUGCAGAAUUGUGAUGGUUUCCAUGAGUCAAUGUACCUUAAUUUGUGUCAAUAAGUCUAAGGAGCAAAGUGGCUUAUUUAUGGCAAUGUCUCCUGACCUUAAUUUGUGCAACAACAUUUAUUAUAAAAACCUUGUAUUAUACUUGUUUUAGUUGUCUAUAAAUUAAAAAAUUUAAUGUCUUUUUUAUUGAUUUUGUAUACUUUUGCAUUCUUUGGUGUCCAGCAUAGCUAUACAUGAAAAUGCUGGAAAUCAAGCAUAAAAGUAAUCCUCAAUGGACAAUUGCUUUAUACUGAAGUGGAUUAGGAUGUAUAAUGGAAUCAAAUUAUUGUUUUUAUUCUCCAGACCACAGGAUUUUCCGUGGUGGCUGACCGACUCAAUUUCUACAGGUUUCUGUCCCACUUCCGGUGUGUUCACAGAGGAACUUUUUUUUCUCAGAUGAGAACAACAUCUGUGAGGAAGUUAUUACCAGAAGCUUGGGGUAUGCUCUUCUCAAUUAAAAAUCUCUCAUCUGUGUCACUUUCCAGUUUUGUGGUAAGUGUUUUUUUUUUUUUUGUUUUAUGUUGAAGGGUUUCUAUGCCCAGUACACACUCCUGAUGGGGCACCAUGUGGUCUUUUGAACCAUUUGUCGGCAUCAUGUCAGGUAAACUUUGUGAUUACCUAAAUUAUUCAAAUUUAGUUAAAACAAGAUGUGUUUGCUUUCCUCUUUUUUUUUCUUAGUAAAAUUUCCAGGACUUUUAAUGCAUCGUAUAUCUUAAAAUUAGUGGUUAACCGUUUAACUCCCAGAGGUGAUUUAGACAGAAUUUCUCCUAACAAUAUCAAUACAAUAUCAAGCAGAUGGGUGGGGAGAGAAAAGAAGAACAUCACUUACAGGGAAUUAUCAGCUGUAUCACCAAAUUCUCCAACUGACAUGAUUAGAAUUUUAUGGCAGACAGUAGGGAGAAUUACCAAGGAGAUCUUUGGAGUGAAAGGUUUAAAGACCAGCCCACAUUUUUGGAAGGGGGAGGCCUAUAGACUUAUGAAUAAGGAUAAUUGUCUUUGUUAGGAUUCUUAAGCAGCAAAUAUUUGACAACAAAACUAUGGCAUAGUUCAGUUGAAGUGUGUUGCUAGUUUUAAAACAGGUAUCCUACGUCUCACAGGUUGUGAAUGAUGUGCUACAGACUUCCCACCUUCUCAGGCUGUUAUGUUCAUUAGGCAUGAGUCUGAUUGAUGCCCCUGCACCUGCUGAUGUGAAGUCUUGUUAUGUGGUUAUCUUAGACGGCAGAGUGAUUGGUAGAGUUGAUAUGGACCUUGCACCAUCACUUGCCAACAGACUGCGCAUGUUAAAAGUACUUGGACUAGAGGAGGUACAUAGGCAAAAUAAAGGCUGAUAAGCUUUUUUUUCUUUUCUUACUCUGGAAAACAAUGUAGUGGUAGCUUGUAUUGGCAUGGAGGAAAGUUUGCAACAGGUUCCCAUGUUUCAUUAGUAACCCUGUGAACCUGUUUAACCCUGGAGACAGAAAAUACAACAAGCAAGUAUUAUUUGACCACAGAUAUCAACUCCAAUCAUGAAGUGAGGGUGACUAACAAGAAGUUUCCGCAAAAUGUGGAAAACCACACCAGAUUUUAACUGAUGCCUAGCAUGUGCCAUCAGCGGUAUAUUUUGCAGGGUGUCACCAUCUGCCAUAUCUAUCCUGUUGAGUAAAGAUUUUGAGUGCAAUGUUUCCAUCCUGUUAGAUUCCUCAGAUGCUGGAGAUAUGUCUUGUGCCCAUUACAAAAGUAGCAAGCCAAUACCCAGGCUUGUAUAUUUUCUCCACCCCAGCUCGAAUGAUGAGGCCUGUAUUUAACCUGGCUGCAAACAAAGUGGAAAUGAUUGGAACUUUUGAGCAGGUUUGUUUCCUGUCAAAUGUUAACCCUUCAACUCCCAAGAUCUGAUUGUUAAUUCUCCCCUCUAGCUGCCACACAUCUCACUGUAAACUACUUAACUAGAAUUUGGUGUUAGAUCACGAUAAAAACUUUUACUUGAUAAGUUUGAGUUUUCUUAUUACCUGUUUGCUGGGUAAUUAAUGGAUAUUAUUGGGAGAAGUUACAAAUCAAUCAAUUCUGGUAGUUAAAGGUUUAACCUAACUCAGUAUUAAUUUCAAAAAGCAAAUCAUACGUUACAGGAUAUUUUUUUUUACUUUUAUUUUUUCUUGUUAUAUUUGUCUCAUUCGUUUUAAUGGAAGCUAGGAGAAAGCUGUGAAUGUUUUGGUAGAGCUAUAGCUAACAAUGAGUUGUACACUUUAGGUAUAUAUGGAUAUUGCAGUUGUUAAAGAAGAAGCAUAUGAGGCGGUAUGUAAAUUUUAGUUGGUUACUAUACUUAACCUAAUGUUUGUUGUAUCAAAAAGUAUAUUUUGCUUGAAAUUUUGAUGAAAUAGCUGAUGAAAAUUAACCUAUUGAUGCAGCAAUUGUUGAUAGGAGGGGUCAAACUUUGAUGGAGGAAAACAGAAAAAACAUCAAAUUAGUUUUCGUUCUUGUUCCAGUCUCUCCUCCCUCCCCACCCCCCUUCUUGUGACCCUUCCUCUUAAUGUGCCACUAACAGGGGGUAUAUAGCUUGUCUUGUCAGAGGGUCUGGGGUUGAAUUCUUCUCGAAGUCUCAAAUUUUUCUUUGUCUCUCCUGUGUGACAAGUGAAAUUUUGAAUCUCUCUUUGUAGCUUGCUCAAAUUUUUUGUUUUUUUUAAUUAUUGUUUUCCUUUUUAAUAUCACUGCAUCUGCUGUACAAAUUUCUCUUAAUGAAUCUCUUGAAACAUGUUACUUUUUUCAAUGCCCAGAAAACCACACAUCUCGAACUGAAACCAGCCAGUAUGUUAAGUGCUGUUGCAAGUUUAACACCAUUUUCAGAUCACAACCAAAGUCCCCGUAACAUGUACCAAUGUCAGGUAAGUGAAACAGAAAUGGUUUGAUGGACUUUUGGCUGAUGAUCUGCACCCUGGCCAGGCCAAAAAAGACAUGAAGUCUCAUUCUAGCUUGCCUAUCUGUUAGUUUUGUGUGCGCUUUAGACACAGGUAGCCUUAACUGGCUGAAUGAGCCUACUUAGAUAUGCAAAUAUGUUUAUGUUGUGCAAUUGCAGAAAUAUAAAAAUUUUUUGGGGGUUAAAUGGUUGCAUUUGUAACCUUAAAAUUAGCUUUUAAUUAAAACAAAGUUACCUCACUUUUGUUCAUACCUUUACAUUGUUUGAGUGUUCUGGGCUAAUUCAUCUCCUUUGCUCUGUAGGAAAUGAUAUAUCUUGGACAAAGCAAAUGAGUUUAACGCCAUAGGAGAUGCUAUCAACACAUAUAGAAUUCCUACAUAGUUCAUUUAUCUUUCGUCCUUUUUUUCUUGUUUCCAAGAUGGGGAAGCAAACAAUGGGAACACCAGCGCAAGCAUUGAAAUAUCGCAGUGAUAACAAACUAUACAGAAUACAGGUAUUGAAAGGGCUUGGUUUCUUCAGAGCUAAUUAGACAGGCUGUGACUCAGUUAGGUUUUUAUCAGGGCAUUGUGACGUAGUGUCUAAUUAGUAUUCAUUUCCUCUGAGAUGGUUGGUCUGGAAAAAUUGCUUCACCUUCCAAACUUAUCAAUUGUGUUAACAAUUAACCACAUGGAAGUUCAUCACUUGGGUUUUCCUGUGCAGGUAGUUUGGUUAGUAGUUAAAACUUUGGCCAAUUUACAGCUAACGGUUAAUAAUCAUUCCACUGUGGUCACCAGAAAGUUUUUUUACAGUUAACCUCUUUAACGACUAACCGUUAAAAUUUUUCAAUUUUACACUUAAUGGCUAAAUGUUUUGGCCGUUUUACAGGUAACAGUUAACCCCGUUAAGACCCUCUGAAAAAGUGGGUUAAGAUGAAAAGUGCCUUAAGCAAACUCUUUGUAAAAAUAGCUCAGCUAAACUCAAAGAAUAUUGUGUAUAUUCCUUUACAUCAGACUCCACAGAGUCCUUUGGUACGACCAGUUGCUCAUGAUGAGUUAUCUGUUGACAACUAUGCCCUAGGAACAAAUGCUGUGGUAGCUGUUAUCUCCUACACGGUUUGUGAAAUAAGGUCGUAACAUUUUAGAAUAAAACAGGUACAAAUUGUCUAUUUACCCUCUCGUAAUUGCAGCAUUGUCCAGAGCACAAAGAGCAUUUGAUUAUUCAGACAUCAACUGUUUAUCCUUAAAUCUUUUCCCACUUAAUCCUUUAAUUAGUAUUGAUAUUCUCUACAAUGAUCUCUCUACAUUUCUGGUGUUAAUGACAAGGAGAAUCUGUUUGACAAUCAGGAGCUUCAUAAAUAGGUGAUCACAUCCUUUAAGGAGAAAUCAGAAGCCAGUCACUCUUAGGAUUGAAGAGUUAAUUAUGUUUUUUUUCAAGGGUUAUGACAUGGAGGAUGCCAUGAUACUCAAUAAAUCAUCUUAUGAGCGUGGAUUUGCCCAUGGCUCUGUUAUCAAGUGUGAGGUUUGUACCAUGUAUGAGCUUUAUCAAUCUUUCAUAUUUUUACAUUUUUACAGAGGCUUGUGAAUUCAUAUUGACUAUCUAUUCAUGUUUUAACAGAUCAUCGAUCUUAAGAAAGUUCCAGGAAAUGAGUUCCAAGUUUCAAGCGUCAGAUUUGGUGAGAAUUUUCCUCACAUAAUUGUGAAAAUAAACUCACCAAACAGCCCAAUUUAUCGAAUGUCAUGUCUCUGUUGUCUUUUUGUUGUUGUUUUGCUGUUUUGUGGUUUUUUUUUUGAUAGUGAUUGGUUGGGUUUUCAAAAGCCAUCAUUUACUUUUCUUUUUCCAGUUAAACUUAGAGACUAAGAGGCCUCUGAGUGUUUUCCUUUGCCACUGGAAAGCAAGAAAUAGCUUUGUACAUCUGUGGCCACAUGUCAUAUCUUUUUUCACUCUUUUUGCCACUCUCAUUUUUUACAAACGAUUUGUUUUUUCUAAGGCUGCCUUCCUGAUGAUGAACGAGUUCAAGGAUUUCUCGACAGUGAUGGUCUUCCACCAAUUGGAGCAAAGCUGGAGACAGGAGACCCAUAUUAUUGGUAAGAAACUUGUAUUACUGGUAAGAAAUCUGUAUAAUCAGUUAGAAAACUUUGAUCAUAGUAGUGCAAAACCUGCAUUAGUUGUUAAAAACGUGAUGCAUUCUAGGUAUCAGUCCUGUAUUAAUAGCACGAGACUUAGUGAACAUCUAUAAUGUAAGACUUGAGUCUCCAUUGUUUAUGUGAAUCUUCAUAUUAGCCGUGUGCUUAUAAAGUCAUUGCUGUGAGUUUGCAUGGUUCAUUCCCUGCUUCUGUAAUUGGCAACAAAUCUUUACAAGAGCAGUCAUAGUUUUUGUUGAUUAAUGAAGACUUUGAUUGGCACAAAAUCCCAUUUUAAACUUCGACUACGUGUGAACCAAGCCAAGAAUCUCCUAACGCUGGACGCAUGUUGUUAUUGAUAUUGUAUCCCGUAACAUUGUUUAAAUUUCACACCUUGCUGUGUGAUGACUAGUAAGUGAUGACAUCAUAUUAUGCGUGUCAUCUGAUUGCCUUGGGGUAAAACAUCACUUGAUCUCAACCCUUGUUUUAUUGGUUGUUACUCAUGUGACGUCAUUGCUCUCUGUCAAUUUGAUAAAAUUGCAAGUCUGAUACUGGUCAUACGUAAGCUUCAUUCCCAGCAUAAUAUCGGUUAUAUUUUCUUUACUUAUAACGUAUUGACAUAGGUAUGUAAAUUAUACCUUUCGAGUUAAAACGGCUUUUAAUUUUAAAAAAAUGAGACUGAAGGAUAGAUUUAGUUUAAAUGCAGCCCUUGUUAGUGGCUGUUUUCCAAUCCACUGACUUUUUUUCUUGUUAUAGUUUUAUUGAAGACAACAUUGGACAAGCAGUCAUCCAGAAAUACAACAGCUUAGAAAGCGCGAUUGUUGAAGAUGUAAGCACAGUUGUAAACUUCCCUGCUGUUUUUAAUUUCCUGCUAUGUGCAAAUUGCAAUUGAGCUGGUCGGUUGUAACAGUUUUGUUCGUUUUUCUCUGUAUAUAGGUAAAAGUUCUUGGAAAUGAUGAAGGGACGGGUUUGCUCCAAAAAGCUUCAAUUAAAUUGAGAAUACAGGUAUGAUCUGUACUCCUGAAUAACAUUUAUUUAUGUUGGGGGAGCAGAGAUAAGACAGAGGUGAGAGCACUCUCCUCCCUGGUAUCCUCUGGUACCCUCCUACUCUUACUUGAAAUUCUGAGUAUAAGAUCACGGACCUUUACUGGUUGACAUGAACUUCUAUUUUUAGAGAAAUCCAAUCAUUGGAGACAAGUUCUCAAGUCGUCAUGGACAGAAAGGGAUUUGUAGGUAGGUACUUAGGUUAUAAGAACUAAUUGAUCCGGUUGUUUGCGGCUCAGGCGUCAUAACAAAAGCCGGUUACUGACGUUGUACCACCGCCUAAAACGAUAACACCUCCUACCGCUGUCCCUUGAGCCUGUGAGUAGGUUCACAAACAAACGUUAAUGAAACCCCUUGGGCAGCUUUAGAUGCUGCAUUAGCCACACAAGGCUUGUCCCUUCUAUUAAUAAUGUACUUCAAAAUUUGUGUUUGGCCGUGAAUAUCAACCUGUAUUGCGAAGGUGUGGCCAAACAGCAUACCAUCUUCUUCGUGAAUUCGCCUCGUUUUAUCCUGAGGAAGGUUUCCUGUAUUUAUUGAAGAAAAAAUAAAAAUAACUUAAAGCGCGAUAACCGAGAAACCGUUGAAAUGAUUCAUUUCUUUUUUUCUCUUUUAGCCAAAAGUGGCCUGUUGAGAACAUGCCUUUCACAGAGUCUGGAAUGACGCCAGAUAUUAUAUUCAAUCCUCACGGCUUCCCUUCACGUAUGACAAUUGGUAUGUAGACCUUCUCACUUCACUUUACAGACCCUCUUUUUUAGUUCAGGUGGUUAUAAACUUUGCCAAUCAUCCUUGGUGGUUAGCAGUUAUAACAGCAAAUAGGUUUGUCCGCAAAGAAAUACUGUCAUGAUUAUCACGAUUAAGUGAUAGAGCAAUUUUCAAUUGAGAGUUGAAAGUUAUCCGGGAUUGCAUUAGUUUUGCUUUACGUUGCUGUGUGAUUGGUCCAGAAAAGUCACACCACCCUCUCAACCAAUCAAAUGCAAAACAAACACCAAUCGAAAAUUAGUCACCCGUUUUUCCCGCGCUUCAGGCAGUUUAACUGUUUUCAUGUUGAGUUUUCAUUGGCUCUCAAAGGUGUUUUCCUCUCUUCUGAUUGGCUGUUGUAAUUACUUUGGUGUUGGUUUUACGAAAUUCGAAUGAAACGUGCUCUUAUUGUUAAAACAUGCUUUGACUCUUUUUGUUAGGUAUGAUGAUUGAGAGUAUGGCGGGAAAAUCAGCCAGCCUCGAUGGAUUGGCCUACGAUGCUACACCAUUCACUUUCUCAGAAGAUAAUCCCGCCAUCACAUACUUCGGAAAUCUCUUAAAAAAAUGUUUGUAAACUCUUGUUUGCUUUUAUGAUAUAUUUAUUUUUUUUCAAGGUAUUAAAUUUUUGAAAAAACACCAGCUUGUUAAGUGAAUUUAUUAUGGUUCCAUGUACAUAAUGACAGAAAAAUGAUGACCAAUCUUCAAGUUUUCAUCGUACUACCGUUCAAUUCUUGAUCUAUCUUCCAGCCGGUUACAAUUACUAUGGUACGGAGCGGAUGUACAGUGGCGUCGAUGGUAGAGAAUUUGAAGCAGAUAUCUUUUUUGGAGUUGUUUACUAUCAGCGUCUCAGGCACAUGGUAGCUGACAAGUAUCAGGUAAUUUAUUCCCCUCCCACCCACCCAUCCGUCUUAUACUUGAUUCUUGUCUCACUUUGUAUCAAAACGUUUCCAACCAGUGUAUGAUGACAAACUAUUAUGCGUGUCAUCUGAUUGGCUCUAACAGCGGUGUGACGUGAUUUUAGCCAGUGUUUUAUUGGUUAAGAUCCACAAAUACGGCUAGUUAGCGGUCAACUUGAUAAAAAAUAAAGUCUGACACUGGCGUACCAUCUCAGUCAAUAAGCAAUUUAUCAUUGGACCGUGGGUCUUUCGAGUUCUUAGGGCCUUGUUCGCAACUUUAUUUUAGGCUUUUGGAUAAGAAUUUCACCGUCUAAAAACAUCAGUAAUAUAUAGAUUUAGCCAAGCCUAAAAGCGGAGAUCGCAAUUUUUUUUCCCGCACGUCUCAAGGGCACAACGCCUUGCCCCGGCCAGGACUAGAACCCGGGUCGUCCGACUCGGAGCCCAUUGCCCUGACCACUGGACUACUGAACAAAGCCGUGGCGAUGGCGUGCCCGCGGUACAGUUGACCACGCAUGUUAAAAGUAGUACCUUGUACGAUCGUACGGUCGUACAUCCAAAUUUUUUCGGCUUGAUGGGUUACUACUAUUUUGUAUGAUUAUGGGGCUACGCUCUGCGAGCUCCGCUAUUAAGUGACGUCAUUAUUUUUAUAUGGCUAUUCAAUUCUUUCCUCUUUAUACAGGUCCGGACAACAGGUCCUAUUGACAUACUCACGCACCAGCCUAUUCAGGUAACAGCAUAUUUUGCUAACAGGGCUCUUGACAAUGUACUUACCAGUAUGUGAUGACAUCACUUAUGCGUGUCAUCUGAUUGGCUGUGGACAAUGUGUUACAUGGUCUCAGCUGGUGUUUUAUUGGUUGUUACUGUGGGACACUGUGUUCCUAGGCCAAAGUGAUAACGCUUAUACUCUGAUGCUGGUGCAGAUGUGAGUGGAAAGAGUGUAUUAUCUACUAAUCUCAAAACCGUCUCAGAGAGCUUAAACGUAGAGAGGAAAAUCUUACUUGAGGGGGGAGGGGUGGGUGUCUUGUCAGAGCCAAAAUUGCAAGAAAUGUGUGAGAGAAUGGUGAAUUUUCAAACACAUUGCAAAUGACAAACUAAAAGUAUUCAGGCUGAAUGGUUUCAAUAAACACAAACUGUUACGUGGCUUUUCCAGGAAAUACAAUAAGAGGUAGACAAGGAAAAAGGUCGCUUAACCAGCGUAAUUGUUUGCUUCACAAACUUUAUAUUCAAUCGUAUCAGAAAUACCCUCCUACUCUUACUUGAAAUUCGGAGUAUAAGAUCACGGACCUUUACUGUCGUUCAGCCGUGUUUUCGUUCCAUCACUUUAAGUUCGAAUUCUCCUCUCUUGCUGACAAGCUUGUCGAAGUUUAUCCUUGUAAACUUCUACCAACGCUGCGUUCUUUUCCGAGUUAAGUUCGUUCAUCCCUCAAUGGAUGGUCAUAUCGUAUUAUCAAACAUUGGGCUAAGUAUUAUUUGUCUAACAGUAGGUAUGUUUCCAUCUUGUAGGGUCGCAAAAGACAGGGAGGUAUUCGGUUUGGAGAAAUGGAAAGAGACGCAUUGCUUGCACACGGUGCUUCCUACCUAUUACAAGAUCGCCUCAUGAACUGCUCAGACAGGACAGUGGUGAGAAUUGCAGUCGGAUCAGUUUUCCUUGACAGUGUAGAUAAAAACAUUUGAUCAAUGUUUCCCUGUAAAUUCUUCCUGUUCGAAUCUGACAGGUGUUUGUCACGGUUUCCUUGCUAGGAAUUUGCUAGUGUAGAUCUUUUGACAAGGAUUAUUAUUGGUCAUGGAAAUUGUACAGGGUGAAACUGACGUUGAUUAGUGAUUCGUUGCCUGUGGAAUGUGGAAUGGAAUAAAAAAUCUAUAGAGUUUAAGGGUUUAGGCAAUGAACAAAAACUGUUUUCUGUUCAAAUUUAACUUUAUAUUGCUGUUUACAAAGUAUCGACUUUCAUUCCUGUAAGUAAUUGAGGUGUCUCCGUAUUAGUCACCAGUUCCCUGUAAAAUCUCGCCUUUUAACGCCAGUCAGUUAAUCUGUUUGUUCUGUUUCUCCCUUCCUUCUUUCUAGGGUCAUGUAUGUACAAAAUGUGGUAGCAUACUCUCUCCUCUCCUGGAAAAACCCGCGGAUGAGCUGGCAGCUGCGGCUGCGCACAGGAAGAGGAAGUGGAUUUGUAAAGUUUGUGAGAGCAGCGAGCAUAUUCAGUUGUUAGCCUUUCCUUAUGUCUUCCGAUAUCUUGUUGCCGAGUUAGCGGGAAUGAACAUCAAGACGUGUUUACAAGUAAAGAAAGUUGGAACGUAA